AUGGGUGAGAGACCCUACAAAUGCAUGGAGUGUGGGAAGAGCUUCAGCAUCCACUCCAACCUUAUUAACCUCCAGAGAAUCCAUGUGGGGGAGAGACCCAAUAACUGUACGGAGCGUGGGAAGAGCUCUGGCCGGAGCACAGACCUUAUUAAACAUCAGAGGACCCACACUGGGGAGAGGCCCUAUAAAUGCACUCAGUGGAGGAAGAGCUUCAACCAGAGUUCAAACCUGGUGAAACAUCAGUGGAUCCACACAGGAGAGAAGCCUUAUCAGGCAGAGAAGAUGCCCUACCAGUGUGCCAAGUGCAGGGAAACCUUUGCUCAGACCUCGACCCUGGUUAGACACCAGAUCACCCACACGGAAGAGAGACCCUACAAAUAUCCGGACUGCGGGAAGGGCUUCAGCCACAUUUCCAACCUCCUCCAGCACCGCAGGACCCACACAGGGGAGAGAUCCUAUCCCUGCACCGUCUGCGGAAAAAGCUUUGAGAUGAGCUUGCACCUCAUCAAGCAUCAGAGAACCCAUACUGGGGAGAGACCCUACCAGUGCGCUGACUGCGGGUGGCACUUCAUCCAGCACUCAAACCUCCACAGUCACCAGAGGAGCCACGCUGGGGAGAAGCCCUAUAGCUGUGCCAAGUGUGGGAAGGCAUUCAGUCGGAACACCACCCUUUGCAGCCACCAAAGCAUCCACCGGGGAGAGAAACCUUUCCAGUGCACCAAGUGCAGGGAGAGUGUCCAAUUCCAGCCACAGUUCAGAAAGCACUAG
Messenger RNA from Gopherus flavomarginatus (Mexican gopher tortoise), 768 nucleotides. RefSeq names its product zinc finger protein 436-like. NCBI's taxonomy places the organism in Eukaryota, Metazoa, Chordata, Testudines, Testudinidae. Gene Ontology annotation, biological process: regulation of cytokine production; negative regulation of transcription by RNA polymerase II; regulation of immune system process. The record is from RefSeq and is a predicted model, not a curated record. The transcript has 2 exons. The coding region runs from base 1 to 768 and encodes 255 amino acids.